AUGGCACGGGGGUUGGUUGCUCAACCGAGUGGCAUGCAGAAGGAGAGCAGCCAGUCGAACAUAUGGAAGCAUGUGAGGGCAUCCCAAAACCAGCAUCUAGUCCAGCUGCUCGAGGCAAGUUUGCAAAAGGAAGACCGGCGACUGGCGCGGUUGGUGGCGGCCACGGGCAACGCAAAAGCAAAGCGGCGCCUGGAAAUGCACUUCAACGUCGAGCGGGAUCGGGAGCGGAAGCUGUUUGAGCUCGUCAAGCAAGACCACGAUGUGACACUGCGGUCGAAAAUGAAAGCUGCUAGGGUCCAGAAAACACUCUCGACCAUCUCCACCACCAAUAAACAACAACAACCAACAGACGCGUCCCGACGACCACCCCCAAAGCCACCGAAACUGCGCCACGCAUCGUCCUCUUCGGAUGCGUCGACCAAGAAGCAUCCGUGUCACCAGUCUUCACAAGUCGUCCAAAUACGUGCAAACGCGAUUCCGUCUCGAUUGAGGCCAUUGACGACUAGCUCGGCAAACAAUGUGGCUCGAGAGAGGUUGACCCCAGUGCAAGUCGACGCUUUUCGCAUGUAUGUCACGCAAAAGCUGGAAAAUGCACCAACGACCAAGCUACGGGAUAGGAGAAGCAGCGCGUGGCUCACUGCCGACAAUGUGCAUGAAGUAUGUGACGACGUACACAUCGUUCGUCGACUUGUCACAUGUGUGAAUCGUGACUUCUACUACUAGCACACGACACGCAUGUCGUCGACGUUGUUGGUGCAAAAGUGCCACCUCCUCAAACAACUGCAUGACAUCGUCACCAAACAGCAGAGGAUACUGCUCCAAGACGAUCAAUGCACUGUGCGGUCGGCCGUGUCGAGCUACAAGUCGACGACUCCCACCACCAACACGAUGCAUGACUACCUCUACGUUCCAUUUGCCUCGAUUCCGUAGACUCGAAUGAAAUGCAAGUCGACGCCGUGUUCAUUCGUCGUCUCGAUGCAACAUGUGCUUUCGUGAAGAUAAUAAUGGAUGCAUGCCCAAUGCAACAAAGAACCAG
Molecule: messenger RNA, 1036 nt
Organism: Aphanomyces astaci
Lineage: Eukaryota; Oomycota; Saprolegniomycetes; Saprolegniales; Verrucalvaceae
Exons: 4
Coding region: 1-723 (240 amino acids)
Source: RefSeq, a predicted model, not a curated record